Molecule: messenger RNA, 2146 nt
Organism: Hypoxylon trugodes
Lineage: Eukaryota; Fungi; Ascomycota; Sordariomycetes; Xylariales; Hypoxylaceae
Exons: 2
Coding region: 551-1624 (357 amino acids)
Source: RefSeq, a predicted model, not a curated record
UACAUUAGCAAGCAGGGAAAGUACAGACGCAUUGAUAAAGUUUAAUAUAUAUUAUGACACUUGAACCUUUUAAUUGAUUGAAUUCCAAAAAAGAAAAUCCAACUUUCUUUUCUUCUUUCCAUCAUCAUCGUCGAUUUUUUGGUACAUCACAAAUCGCACCAAAAACAGUCCAAAUCGAAAAAAAAUACCUGCGAAACACACCGCCAUUAUCGAAACAUCCAGCUAAGUCACCACUAUAUGCAGGCUAAGUAUAUCGGAUUGCAUCCGUAUGACCAAAGACUCGGUAAGGCCUUGCAGGAAUGCAGGCAAGCAGCAGUAGUGUAGAGCGAUCAUUGAUGACCCAAAGUAUUUAUUAACUCAGAUCUCCCCAGAAAUUCUUUCAAUGCUGGAUACAGAUCAUGUCAUGAAAAAAACCAUCUGUCUCUCGAACGAGGGUAAGAAAAAGAAGUACAGUACCCUCACUGCGCCACCGUAUUCCGCGACCUCCGCUAUUGGACCUACCCGUUCGAACCCUAGUCCACGAAAUCGGCACACCACAUAGACUAUCUUAAUGUAUAUAGGUACAUAUGCAGGAGGUUCGCAGGUUCGAGAACCACAAGGUCCAGAUCACUUAGACGAACGUCACCAUAUACCCUCCUCCGCACACUUAUCCAAUUCGCCAUUCACCGUCCCUCCCGCGAACAAUGAAUUCAUAGCAAAUAAUCGUUUUGUCUGUGGUCCUCACAAGCCCCAAAAUAUCGAUCGCACGAUGAACGACCCCUCUUCAUCGCUAUUGUGGACCCAGAUCCUCCUCUCCACCGCUCUUUGCCUCGCUUUGGUUGUCAUCACGCACAUAUUCAAUACAUACGCCGCCGCGUAUUAUGCAGCGCCCCACGAGAUCACCACGUACACGGACGUUGUCGAGUAUUCCAUCACAGAAAAUGAUAGUUACGAUCGCGACGCGCAAAAAGUACAGAGGUUGGAAGAUAAGUUACGAUUAAACGCAUUAUUGCGAGAGAUCCAAAAAUGUAGCGAUGAUCUGCGCGAGGACCUAAACCGGAUUAUGGUGAACGGCACGCUGCGUACUAGCGCUCGCCUUCAAUGGGCUACUAAUAGAGAACAAUUGGGCGGAAGAGUGCGACGACUUGAUAUGUUGCGCAUGCGAUUUUUGGUCGUAUAUAUGGGUGUCGUUGCGGGAACAGCGGGUGAACGUGUUAGAAUUGCUGAGAGGACGAUGCCGAAAGAUCCAGAAAAAGCGUCGCUACACCAUCAAUAUCAUACUCCUCAUAUACCUAAACCGCCACCUCUUCCUAAAGGACUGACAGACCAUAUCAAGCAGAGACCGCCGUUGAGGAGGCUGACGACACAGGCAACGGGACAUCGCGAUAAUAUGGAGACGCCACCGCGAAAAACAUCUUUGACUCCCGACAAGGCAGAUGAAACCCCACAUCGGAUGGGUUGGAUGGGUGUCGUACAAGAAUUACAACGGUCACCUUUGAUGCAUAAACGUCAUGCUUCCAUCGAGAUGGCUAUGCGAUCACCACCACCUAUGUCACCUAUUGGUAGUCCAUUAUCGUUGACUCCGAAAAUGGACAAUGACCGAUUCCAUCAAGCCCUAGAUUCUCCACCGGAAGAAAAGAUUUAAUCGAUUGACGACCUUUUAACGAGCAACAUCUCAUAUGAUGACGAUGAUGUUUUUUACGACAGCUUCACGACCUUGAAUGCUGGUGAGCCUUAUUAUGAGCAUUUACGCUUAUUUAAUUCCAUUACGAGGAGUUCUGGUCACUUCACAAGAUACCCCAUUUUAUUAUUGAUUGCAUCGCGUUGCAUAUUAUAUUACAUAUCACUUCAUUUUUAUAUUCUUUUCUGCUUCGCUUCAUUAUUUUUCUUCUUUAUACUUCGAAAAGUUGGUUAGUUCUAUUUCCAUCCAUGUCUUUAUGCGGAUCAUAUUGGUUAUGAUAAUUCUGGAAUGUCGUAUGUAUCAGAUUUUAGUGUAGGGGAUUCGGAACGGUCGGGGACAAUACAAUAUACCUACCUGGCAUGGUACGGUUAUGGCACGGUGGUGAGAAUGGUUAUGAAGGCGAAAGGGAAGGGGAUGGAAAUCGACCGGAUGUCGUCGGUAAUGUAUCUAGCGAAGCUAGACUGAAUCAUCAUGUUAUAGUUAUAU